AUGAGCUCAACCACUAUUCUGCGGACAAGGCGAACUCUUGCCGAGAGUCCAGGCUAUAUCGAUGGUGCUCGUCGCACCAAGGACAAUAAUGCGGUGAAGACAGACACUUCAUGGGACAAUGAAGCCGAUCAGCAUCCUCUGGGAGUGAGACCUUCGGGAAAUGCCCUCACAUCUCACCACGAUGCCCAAACCUCUAUGGGCUGCUUCGGCCAUUUGCCAGAUGGCCUACUGCCGGUGAUCCUGGAAUUCCUUGACCGACACAGUCUUGCCAACCUAGGUGCGACAUGCCGGGGACUGUAUGCCUACUCCACAUACGACCAGCUAUGGAGAGAUAUUGCAGUUAAUGAGACGGACGAAGACUUCGAAUGGCGGGGAAGUUGGCGAGCAUCUCUCAUGCGCCUCCCAUCAGCGGAAUUGGCGAAAGUGGAUUGCAGGUGCUUGUUUUCCGAUUCACUACAUCGACCGUUUCUCUGCUCCCGCAUACCCUUGACUCCGUAUGUUUCAGGCAUCCCCCCCCAGAAUGAGAUUCCACGGUUGGACGACAUCUCGCCUGAAGAAUUCAACAUGUCAUGGGUUGGCAAGCCAUUCAUUCUGACAGCACCCGUGAAGAAGUGGCAGGCCUUCAGGAUGUGGGAUCUCCAGCAUUUACUAGCAAUAUAUGGGGAUGUUUCCUUUCGUUGCGAAGCGGUUGAUUGGCCGCUCAGGACAUACAUCAAGUACAUGGACAGCACUAAGGAUGAAUCGCCGUUGUAUCUGUUUGAUCGGGCUUUUGUCGAAAAGAUGGGGUUGCAAAACGCUUACGAUAUACCGAGGGCAUUUCAAGAAGAUUUUUUCAACCUCCUCAAGGACCAGAGACCAGAUCGACGUUGGCUGAUUAUUGGGCCCGAAAGAAGCGGAAGCACGUUUCAUAAAGACCCGAAUGCUACUAGUGCCUGGAAUGCCAUCGUCCGAGGUUCGAAAUAUUGGAUCAUGUUUCCAAGCUCUAUCCUUCCUCCAGGAGUCUACAUGUCCGAAGACCAAAGCGAGGUCACUUCCCCCUUGAGCAUUGCCGAGUGGCUGCUCUCCUACCAUGCUGAAGCUCGGAGGACAACUGGUUGUAUUGAGGGGAUCUGUCGAGAAGGCGAAGUCCUACAUGUCCCCUCGGGCUGGUGGCACUUGGUAGUAAACCUCGAGCCAGCAAUUGCCAUUACUCAAAACUUCGUACCCAGAGCGCAUGUCCGAUCAGCGAUUCGCUUUCUCAGAGACAAGGCAGACCAAGUUUCUGGAUUCAGAGACGAUAUAACAGACCCCUAUGCUCUCUUCAUGGAUCGCUUAAAGGGGGCUGAUCCGAACCUGGCGGCAUCUGUCGAGGAUUCCCGCAAGCGGAAAUGGGAAGAGGUUGUCGCUGGCCAGGAUGAAGCUGAUGGAGAGCGGCAAGGGUUUAGCUUCGGAUUCGGCGAUGAUCUCGAGGAAGAUGUCGAAUGA
Cladophialophora psammophila CBS 110553 is the source of this 1464-nucleotide messenger RNA. RefSeq lists its product as uncharacterized. Gene Ontology annotation, molecular function: protein binding; cis-regulatory region sequence-specific DNA binding. Lineage: Eukaryota; Fungi; Ascomycota; Eurotiomycetes; Chaetothyriales; Herpotrichiellaceae. The transcript has a single exon. The record is from RefSeq and is a predicted model, not a curated record. Gene Ontology annotation, cellular component: nucleus. The coding region runs from base 1 to 1464 and encodes 487 amino acids.